This is a messenger RNA of Blepharisma stoltei, 6836 nucleotides long. The record is from the annotation of a GenBank genome assembly. Lineage: Eukaryota; Ciliophora; Heterotrichea; Heterotrichida; Blepharismidae.
AUGUCUUGGCAGCACUACAAAGCGCUCAUGUACAAGGAUUGGAUCCUUUGGCGACGACGCACUCUAGGCUCAGUAUGUGAAGUUUUAUUCCCAGUAAUCGUAUUCCUCUUACUUGCAGUAAUCCGCGCAGGUUUAGGAUCAGAAGAAGUCGAUGCAGAAUCAUAUCUUUCUAACAUCGAGUACGUUAGACCGUCUACUUCUAACGCAGUAACUUACCCUUUUCCAGAAGGAGACUCAUUUAAGUGGUGCAGAGAAUACGUCGAAGAAGGCGAGUCAUGAAUGAUUGGCCUGGCCCCAAGAAAUGAAAUUAAUGAAUACCUCGAGACACAACUCGCUGCUCAUCCCAAUUUGCAAAAUGUAGAAAUCAGGUAUUUUGAAGACGAUGAUGAAAUCGAUGACUACGUUAGUGAUGAAGACUAUGAAGAUGGACCCAAGUUCUGCUUUGCAGUGGUUUUCGAAGAAGCUGAAGACAACUAUUACGAGUAUCACAUUAGGUUCAAUCAGUCUUACUCAAUACCAGAAGGCGGAGAACCUUUGGGAGACAUGAUCGACAUUUUCCAGCUCCACAUGUUUGAUGCCACCGAUGAACUAAUCAGAGAGCCAAAGCCAGAAUUCCAAAGAGACUUCAUGCACACUGGGUUUUUGCAGAUCCAGAACUAUGUAGAUAACUAUUUAUUACAGCAAAUCACAGGGGACGAAAACGCAUAUAUUGCACCAGCCUUUGUCCCAAUGUAUUAUGACGACUAUGUGGAUGAUGAUUUCAUUGAAAAUAUCCAAGAUAUUUUGCCAUUCUUUUUCAUCAUUUCGUUCUUGAUACCAGUCUGUAGGAACAUCGCACAGAUUGUGAUGGAGAAAGAGUACAGAAUCAAAGAAAUCAUGUGCAUUAUGGGAUUGUCAAAUAAAGCUUAUUGGCUCUCAUGGAUCACUUAUUAUUUCUUGGUGUACUUAGUGAUCUCAAUUUUGGCGACGAUCAUUAUGGGAUUUCAGAUAUUUACGUACAGCAAUAAGUUCAUAUUAUUUUUUACGUUCUUAUUGCUGGGCAUUUCCUGUAUCAGUUUUUCUGUACUCAUUUCUGUGUUCUUUUCUAGAGCUAAAGCUGCUUUAGCUUUAGGACUUAUGGUUUUCUUAGGGCUCUUCUUUGUAUUCUUUGCAGUAGAUGACCCUUACUUUGGCAGCACCCAAAAGCUUUUGGCUUCAUUUAUCCCUUCAGUAGCUUUUGGCCUUAGCACUGGGAUUCUUUGUGAGCUGGAAAAAGGUCAAGCAGGAGUACAAUUUGAUAAUAUAAAUGAAGACAUUUACAACUACAAGUACUCUAUCGCUCUUAUCAUGAUGGCCGUCGACUCAGUCAUCUUUUUCGCCUUGGCUUUGUACUUUGAGCAAGUAUGGCCUUCAGAAUGGGGCACAAAACGACCAUGGUAUUUCAUUUUCCAAAAAGACACAUGGGUUACCAGAAAAGAAGAAGAAAACCAAGAUGACGAUUUCCCUCAGGACGUUGAAUACAACGACACUGUAGAGCCAGUUGACUCUCUUCUUGAAAACCAAAAAACUUCAGGCAGAGCUAUGCUGGUAAGAAACUUAACUAAGAAAUUCAAUGGAAAUACAGCUGUAGAUGAACUCAACUUAGACAUCUACGAAGGACAGAUUUUUGCAUUACUGGGACACAAUGGAGCAGGAAAAACUACCACCAUUUCGAUGCUUACAGGACUUAUCCCAGCUACAUCUGGAGAUAUGAAGGUUAGAGGACUUCGCCUUUCAAAGGACUUAGACAAGUUAAGAAAGCUGUUUGGUGUUUGUCCACAACAAAAUGUGCUUUAUGGAGAAUUAACCCCAACUGAGCAUUUAUACCUUUUCUCUGUCUUCAAAGGUAUGAAAGAUAAAGCUCUGAUUGAGCAGAAAAUUGAAGAAAAACUCCAAGAAGUAGACUUGGUUCCUCACAAAGAAAAAUACUCAGACUUCUUAUCAGGCGGUCAAAAGAGAAAACUUUGUUUGGCAAUGGCACUUAUAGCUGACUCUCCAAUUGUGCUAUUAGAUGAGCCUACAUCAGGUAUGGACUUAACUGCAAGGCGUAACAUGUGAUAAUUAAAUAUGGCGUCUCAACUUGGGUCUGGCCUCUCGGCCAGACAGUUUCGAGCCCUAUUUAAUUAUAUCCGGCAAGGUUUUGCCUAGCUAGAGAUGGACAGCAAUAUCAGGUAAGCAAUUCUGUCAGUGUACAGAGCCUGAUCCCAGUCCGUUCUCGGGUUAGGAUUUUACCUCGAGAGAAGAGGAGGCUUGGAGUUGGAAAGGAGAAGCCCAGCAGCGCCUACAGGUAAUCCCUAGGCCAUUCGGGCAAAUCUCUAGCGAGAAACCGGGAGUUUCGCCCCGGGCUACAAGUUUUCCUCUUUUGCCGAGAGUCGGCCAGAAAUUCCAUUUUUUUGGAAUUUCCCAGCAGACAACCCUCGUUACAGAGAAAGUAGCUCAAUCAUGAGCCGUCGAAGCCGGAACAUCGCGCAGGAGGCGCGCGUUGGAGAUCAAAGCUAGCUGUCCCAGCAACUAGUGGGCCCCGAGCGACGAGAGCGUGGUGGUAGUCCUGGAAGAGCAACCCCGUAGGAGACGUUAAAAUUGAUGGUUAAUAAGUUAAGUUAAGCAAGGCGUAACAUGUGGGAAAUGCUUAAAAAGAACAAGUCAUCAAGAAUUGUGAUCCUCACCACACAUUAUAUGCAAGAAGCUGACAUUUUAGCUGACAGAAUCGCAAUCCUCUCAAACGGAAAGCUUAGAUGCUGCGGCUCCUCACUGUUCUUAAAAGGGAGAUAUGGAGUUGGGUAUUACCUUACCCUUGUAAAAGAGGUUGACGUAGCUAGUCCUGAGCACAGCCAAAUGAUCACUGACUUUGUGACUUCCUUUAUCCCAGCAGCAGUCAAAGCAAGUGAUGUCCAUGCUGAAAUUGCUUUCAGACUUCCUAUUGGAAGUGCGACCAAAUUCGAAGAGUUCUUCCAAGCUCUUGAUAGCAGAAAAGGAGAACUGAAGAUCAGGUCGUAUGGAGUCUCUGUCACAACACUUGAAGAAGUUUUCAUUAGAGUUGCCAGAGGUGACAAUGAGCUCAAAGAGAUGGGAGACCAGUCUUAUAAGAGCGAAAAAGAGCUGGGCAAAGAUAAAGAUAAAGAAAAAGAGUUCAAAGAUGAAGGAGACGAAACAAUGAUGGGAGAUGAACAACAGCUGAUUGAAACAGAAAGAGAAACUAAAGGACUGUUCGGUAGACAUAUGAAGUGUCUUUUGAGAAAAAGGUAUCUGUGGACUAAGAGAGACUGGAGAAUCUUUGUAUUCGAGUUGCUUGUCCCUGCAUUACUUGUCCUGGUUGGACUUGUGUUCAUGCUUGUCGCAGAAAGGUUCAUUGACCAAGAUCCUUAUGAAUUGGCCAUUGACCAGUAUGAAACUCCACAGAAUGUAUUGUACCCAGAGUCUACUGAAGUGGUAGAACAAAUCAUGCAGCUUAUGGAUGAGGAUGAAGAUAUUGAGAUCAAGGACAUUGAAGUUGAUGACAUUGAACAGUUCGAUUAUGAAGUAUUUGACGACAGAGACAGAGAUCCUUACAGAAUGGGUGCUUAUUACUUCUAUCUGAUGAGUUCAACUGAUAACCAAUAUGAGCCAGUUGUUUUCCACAAUCAAAGUGCCUUCCAGUCUGUGCCUACUUAUUAUCAACUAAUGUCAAAUACCAUUCUUCAGACCUUGAAUCCAGAUAUUGAAGUUGUCGUUUACAAUGCUCCUUUCGACUGGACUAAAAGUGUACUCGAAAAUGCAUCUGUAGGAGACGGUGUGAUUUCUUGCUUAAUCUUUGGUUUAGCCUUCGCAUUCGUCCCAGCAGGCAUUGCAUCUUAUAUUGUCAGAGAAAGAGAAACAAGUGUAAAACACCAGCAUAUGAUUACUGGCAUCUCACUUUGGGCGUACUGGAUUUCCAACUAUUUGUGUGACAUAGUCAAAUAUGCAGCAGUAUAUCUAGUCACAUUGCUAUUUAUCUGGAUCUUCCAAGUCGACAUUUUCACUGAUGAAAGUGAUGACUUUGCCUGUGUCGCUUUACUUUUAGGUUUGUAUGGCCUUGCCGUCAUAUUAUUCACCUACUCGACAAGUUUCUUAUUUGAUGACUACUCAUCAGCUCAACUGACAAACAUUGUUUUCCACUUCUUGACUGGAAGCUUAUUCCCAAUUCUUUGCUUCCUCCUCUAUCUUUUUGAUGAUACCAGAGAUGUUUCAAAGACUGUCGUCUGGAUAUUAAGACUCCUUCCAAAUUUCUGUGUAGGUAAUGGCUUUUUGUACCUUGGAUCUGCUUCAAUUAGAUCAGAUCUAAAUGGAGAUGACAAGUAUGAGCCAUUUUCAUUAGAUAACGCCUUUGCAGACUGCAUUAUGCUGAUGGUUGACGUAUUAGUUUACUUUAUAGUGCUUAUUUUGGCUGAAGCUUUUGAGUCAAACCCAUCUCUUAGAAAACUGAUCUCAAGAGUUGACAAAGGCACUCCUGGGGAGUAUGAGAAAGAUGAAGAUGUAGAAGCUGAAAAAGAAGCUGCCUUAAAUACUGAUCCAAAAGAAGUCCAGGUUAAUGUCCGACAAUUAAGAAAAGUGUACAAAGGAACCAAAGGAAAUAGAAUAACUGCUGUUGAAGAUGUCAGCUUUAACGUUCCUAAAUGCCAAUGCUUCGCUUUAUUAGGUGUCAAUGGAGCUGGAAAAACUACAACCUUCAAAAUGCUUACGGGAGAAAUCGCACCUACUGAUGGUGAAGCUUAUUUGAGUAGUUUCAGCGUUCUAACUUCGCUCUCUGCAAGCAAGGAAAAAAAAUUUUUGAUGUUUUAAUUUUGUAAAAAAUAUUUAAUAUGCAAGUAAUAAUUAUUAAAAAUCUCAAAGCCAAUUCUAUUUAUUUUAUAUGUAACUUUCAUUCUUUAUGUAAUAUUAUAAUUAAAUUAAAAUUAUUUUAAAAUAUUUGCAAAUAAAUAUUUUUGAAAUUUGAAAAUAAAAUUAACAAAAAAUGAAAUGUCUUUAUGAGAGUAAACAAUUUAGACAGGGCAAGAGAGAAUAUUGGGUACUGCCCACAAUUUGAUGCUCUAAGUGAGCUUUUAACUUGCAUGGAGCACAUCAAGUUCUAUGCAGAGGUUAAAGGCAUCAAUAAGAACAAAAUUGAUAAGCUUGCUAAAUCCCCCCUUUAAGAGUGAGCAAGAGAUUCUUACUCAAUUUUAAAGCGGGCUAUUUUUUUAAAAAAAAAAUAAUCUAUUAUAAUUUAAAAAAACAAAAUUUCAGAAUAUAAUAAAUAUAGUUAGAUCUUUUUAUGGCAGCUAUUAAUUAUGCUCUACAAACAAUUUGCUCUUAAAGGUUAAUUUUCCUAAAAUUAGGAUUUUUCCAAUGGUUUUGCUCAUACUAAAAUAAGAAGUAAGGACCUUUUAAGAGAGCUUGAUCUUGUAAAAUACACAGACUAUCAAGCUGGUACACUAAGUGGUGGAAAUAAAAGAAAGCUGCAAGUUGCUAUUGCGCUGAUUGGAAACCCUACAGUUGUGUUCUUAGAUGAACCAUCUGCAGGUAUGGAUCCUGAAACUCGUAAAAAGCUUUGGAGUGUUCUAGGAGAUAUCAAAAAGCGUGAUUCAGCAGUCGUACUCACAACUCACUCUAUGGAAGAAGCUGAAGCCCUUAGCGAUAGACUUGCCAUCAUGGUAGGAGGAAGACUCAGAUGCAUUGGAACUUCUACUUAUCUGAGAAAUAAAUUCGGGCAAGGCUAUGAGCUUGAAGUCAAAUUAUCCAUUCCUAAGCGUGAAAAUGUCCAGAGAAAGAGUGAAAAAUUGAACUCUGUUAUAGGAGAAGAGCUGUUAAUUAAGCAAAACCAAGUUAAAGCUUGUCUUGAAGCUUUAGACAGUGCUGAUUUAUAUGAAGAAAUCAGCGAAAGAGGCUCUGGAUCAGGACUUUACCAACAGAUACUGAGUGAUGGCUGGAUCCCAAGAGAAGCUUUAGUCUCCUGGACGAUCGUCGAAAGAAGAGGAGACAACGUCAUGCAGUGGCUAAAAUCUGAAUUCAAAGAUGUCGCCAUGCUUGAGCACUAUAUGACCCUUUACAAAUAUAAGAUAGGAAAGCAAGACGAUAAAACUAUUGGAUAUCUUUUCAGUUCUGUUGAGAAGAAAAAGAAAGAGCUCAAGAUUUCUGAAUAUGCCUUGAGCCAAACAACCCUUGACCAAAUUUUCACUACCUUUGCAAUGAUGGGAGAAAUUGAAGCUUCAGGUCUAUAAUUAAAAAUAUGGCGUCUUCGUCUGGGCAUGGCCUCCCGGCCAUGCAGCCUCGACUCAUAUUUUAAUUAUAUCCGGCAAGGUUUUACCAUUUCAGAGAUGGACAGCAAUGCUAGGUAAGCAAUUCUGGUAGCUUUCAGAGCCUAGCCCAAGUCUAUUCUCAGGGGUGGAUUUUUCCUCGUGGGGAAGGAGGGUGCAAGGUUGGAAAGGGGAAGCCCAGCAAAGUCCUCUGGACCAUUCGGGCAACUCCCUAGCGUGAAACUGGGCGUUACGUCCCAGGCUUUGCAUUUUUCCUUUUUGCCGAUAGCCGACCAGAAAAAUCCAUUUUUUGGGUUUUUUCGGAAAAGCAACCCAUGUAACAAGCAAGUAGCUCAUCCAUGAGCCGUCGAAGACGUGGACAUUUGCCCUGGAAGCACCCUGGUGAUCGAAGCGAGUUUGUCUCCAGCAGACUGGUGGGCCCGAUGCGACGAAAGGCGAGUGAUAAACCUGGAGUUGUAACCCCGUAGUGGACGUUAAGCGAUAUAAAUUCUAAUGUAAUGUAAUGAAGCUUCAGGUCUAAAGAAGAGAAGGACCACUGUCCCACCUGUGAGUAAUGAAGAAAAACCUUAA